AUGGACUAUACUACCCAUUUUCCUCAGCUGCCUGAAACCAAGCCCACCACCGCACCAGGUGGCGCCUGGGGCCGGAAGACGUUGACCAUGGCGGUGGUCACUGAAACCAUCAAGCUCCCAGCCUCGGACCGUGCUUCCAUGAACUUCGGAGGCAAAGGCUUUGGGUUGGCCGAACAAACCAAAUGUAGUCAAGUAGCCGCGGAAACCAAAACCAAGAUUGAGUUGUCAGAAGCUUCAGACAAGUCCUUGACUAUUCUGGUCACUGGAAAGAGAUCUGAUGUCGAUGCUGCUCAUGCUCGUCUUGUCCGCGAACUUCAGACACAAUCUCAGGUUGAGGUUAAUGUUGAUCGUGAAUUCUACGGAGCGAUCAUCGGUAAGAUUUUUAAUUUUUAUUUUGUGGUUUAGGAGCACAGUUAUUGCUCUUCAUGAAAAUCUUUCUUUUUAUGAAUUUAAACUGAUUCAAUGAUAUUUUAGGCAAGGAAGGUCAACGCCGCAAGGUGAUGGAAUCCGAGUACAACUGCCGCAUCUUUCUGCCGGGCAAAGACGAGCAGAGCAAUGUCAUCAGAAUUGUUGGCCCAAUUGACCAAGUCAAAGCUUGUGCUUUGAAGUUGAAGAACAUUGUUACAGAAUUGGUAUGUUGCCCCUAAUAGUUUCACGUAUUUUAUGUUUAGGCCAAACAAGCUACUGAAACAUUGGAAAUUUCUCGUGAAUUUUACCCAUGGAUUCGUGGGCCAGCUAACAAGACCAUUGAUACUAUCCAGGCCGAAACUGGAGCUAAGAUCAACAUUCCACCACCAAAAUCCAGGAACGACGCUAUCGUUAUCGCUGGAGAACGUGAAGGUGUUCACGCAGCUGUUGCCCGUGUAAAGGAGAUCUACGAGACAUGCAAGGUAAUUUUAGGUAUUAAUUUGAAAAAAUAUAUCUAAAAUUUUAUUUUACGCAAGCUAACUCUGUACUAUUUUAGAAGAACAACAAGAGCGUUACUUGCCCAGUUACUCGUUCUCAGCAUCGUUUGAUUGUUGGAAGCCAUAGGUCUGGUAUCGACGAGAUUCUCGAAAAGACCGGUGUUUUGGUUGAAGUUCCAGCCGAAGAAGAGAAUUCUGACACGAUCACUUUGAGAGGUCCUCAGAAGGCCAUCGGAGAUGCUUUGGCUUUGGUCUACGCUCGAGCUUCCUCUAUCAUUUCCCAGGAAUUGGAUUACCCAGAAUGGCAAAGGCGAUUCUUGAUUGGACCUAAAGGUCAAACACUUAACCAAUUGGUUCCGAACCAAGAACGAUUGAACAUCGAUUUCGAUAAGGGAGGAAAGAUCUACUUAGAAGGACCUCCAGAGGCCGUCAAGAGCGCCUACAAGGCCUUAAGCGACGAAGUGAACAGGCUCACGAAGGAAUUGGCUUCCGAAACCGUCAAGGUUCCUACAUAUCUUCACAGACAUAUCAUUGGCAGGAGUGGAGCCUUGAGUAAGUUGCUAUUUUUAUCGAUAAAUUGUGAUUUUAGUUAACAAAAUCAAGGAGGAUAACGAAGUACAAAUAACAAUCCCCGACGAACGCAAUGGAUCUGACGAGAUCCGCGUUGAAGGAAAGAAGGAGGGAGUUAAGAACGCGGUCAAGAUCCUCAAGGAACGAGCAGUUGAAUUGGUGUGUUUAAGUUAAUUUAUAAUUUAAUUUUGUUACUUAAUUUUUUUGUUUUUCAUCAAUGGAUCUUAAUUAUUUCCAUUCAUCAAUGGAUCUUAAAGUUUUUCACAAUGGAUCUUAAUUAUUGAUCAUUUGUAGGAAAAGAAGAUGCCAGCCGACAAGCAACCACCACAACUACCACUGGAAGAUACCGCCAAGACCAGUUUGGAUGUGGACCAAAAAUGGCACAAGCACUUUGUCCAACGUGGCGCUGAAGUCAUCAGAGAGAUUCAAGAACAAUUCAGUGGUGUUGUCAUUUCUUUCCCCAAACAAGAAACCGGUGAAACCAAGGUGAACAUCAAGGGCCCCAAGGGUGUGGUGGACAAGGCCAAGAAGAGAAUCGAAGAGAUCGUCGCCGAUCUGGAAGCUCAGAUCACCGUUAGUUUGGACAUUUCUGAAGAACACCAUCGUUCUUUGGUACCGCACGCCAGUGGACUUCGUCAGAAACACAACGUUCGUCUUAACUUCCCACCAAAGGGGACGUCGAACGAAGGAGCCGAGCCAGUAAACGGUAUUCUUCCAGCAAACUUGGUCACCAUCUCUGGCCUUCCAUCGAAUGUCGAAGCCGCUAAGGCUGAACUGACUGAAUUGAUCCCAGUUACCGAAUCUGUAAGUUUACACAUCCUCAGACAUUUACUGUUUUUAGUUGACUGUCCCAAUCGACUACCACAGCUCAUUGAUUGGAAAGAAGGGCGAAUCUAUCAAGGCUUUCAUGAACACCCACAACGUCCGUGUCAACGUGCCUAACGCUGAGAAGAAUUCUGACCAAGUUACUGUCACCGGACCUCCAAAGAAUGUCGAAAGCGCUGUAGCUGAUCUGAAGAGCAAGGUGGAAGAAUUGGACAAACAAGCCGAAGACCGCCGUGCCCGUUCCUACAAGACCACCGUCGAUAUUCCAGCAGAAUACCAUCAACGACUUAUUGGGCAAGGAGGGCAAGCCAUCAGAGAAUUCUCCAAGAAAUACGAUGUUCACGUAGCUUUCCCAAGAGACAACACCGAAACCAUCACUAUCUCCGGAUACGAGGCCAAGGCAAACGAAGCCAAGGACGAGAUCUUGAGACUUAUUGAAGUAUACAAGAACAUGAUCACUCACACCGUACAACUCGACCCCCGAUUCCACCCUCGUCUCAUUGGUCCAAAAGGAAAGAACUUGAAGAAGGUAAGACCACUAAUCAUCAAUGUAAGAUAUCUUCUCAUAAAAAUGUUGAUUUCAUCUUACGAUUUGACUGUUUUAGGUACAAGAAGACUAUGACGUAGAAAUCAACUUUGCUUCAAGGUCCGACCCCGACCCAUCUCUGGUUACAGUGUCAGGCAAGAGCGAAGACAAUGUGCUGGACUGUAUGGACAAGCUCCGUAUGCUGGAAGAAGACUUUAUGCAAGAUGUUGUUGAACGAUUCCAAUACACAUACCAACGCAAGGAAGAGCCCAAGUACCAACCAAAGCCUCAAGUCAUCGAAAUAACAGGAGCUCCAUGGCAGUUGGAUAACUUGGACCAGUUCCCUUCGAUGAGCCAACAACAACAAGCUGCUGUCGCUUCUAGCCAGCCAACUGGUGUUUGGGGACGUCGUCGCUAA
Bursaphelenchus okinawaensis is the source of this 3244-nucleotide messenger RNA. NCBI's taxonomy places the organism in Eukaryota, Metazoa, Nematoda, Chromadorea, Rhabditida, Aphelenchoididae. The record is from the annotation of a GenBank genome assembly.